GGAAGAGACGGCGACCCCCCAUCCACUGGAGCCGGAGGAAGGAGGCAGGCGAGGGCACUCUCCUCCCCCUCACCCAAGGGGUCGGGGUGAUGCCGCCGCUGGAGCUGGCGGAAGCAGCGGCGCCGGGUCGGGGUGAUGCCGCCGCUGGAGCUGGAGGAAGCAGCGGCGCCGGGUCGGGGUGAUGCCGCCGCUGGAGCUGGAGGAAGCAGCGGCUCCGGCGAGGCGUCCGCGCCGGGAUGGCACGGCACGGCCGGCUGGAGGAGCCUUCGGCGGCCGCGUGCCUUGCUCCGGCGCUGCGGCGGCUGGAGGUGCCGACGCGGCCUGGGCGCUCCGGCGAGCCAUCCGUGCCGGCGUGGCACGGCACGUUGGGCGGGCUGUCCCGAGCCCGACGCGGCCCGAAGAAUGAUGGGCCUUCAUGGGCUGAACCGGCCCAAGCCCAGCGAUGUCUUGCUCCACGUCUAGCCCUGCUCCGGCGAGCUCUCCGCCUUCUUCUACCCCAUUCACGGCGGAGAUGGCCGGAAGACGGGUAGAGCUGUUUCUACCCUGGCGUCAGGGCAUACUCUUGGAGCUGCAGCGGCAAGAAGCCCAACAAGCGACGCUGGUCAAGAUAGAGGUUUCUGGAGCUUUCUACCCAGACAGGAUUCGACACCUUCAGACCAUUGGAGGGCUCAAGUUCCAGGGCCCCGUCCACAUGGACGAGGCCAGCACGCAGGCCUCACUUCUCGUCAGAGACGACGCAGUACGGUCUUGCCGCUGUUGCAGUGAUAUGGACGUCCCAACUCCACCCUUCUCAUCGACCAUCGAGGGGAUGGCAGUCCGUUUCUCCGAGUCAGAGCCCCACACAUUUGAGGCGACCAUCCUGACAGUAGAGAAGCAGCCCACUCUUAGUGUUGUACACCUUGAGCCAACCAGUGUGCCUCCUUAUUCUGCAUGCAUAGGUGACAGAAUUAUGCUAAGGUCUGGCUUGAUUACUUGGGAAGGAACUGUCAUAUACUUUGGAGAUCACCAAACACCGCCUGAUGUAACAGCCUUGGAAAAUAGAAUAUGCAUUCAUGUGCUAGAUCAGCAUGUGCCUCAAGGACCAAGAUGUCUGCCUCACCCUCACUGUUCAGUAUUUGUCCGGCCAGCCCAAGGACCUCCAGCUAAUAUUGCCAUCAGCCAUCUGGGCAAGGGGCCCCAGAGAAAACGCAAGCAGAAACAAAUUGAGGCGAUCCAAAAGAAGAUUAAAGUAGCAAUAAAUGGUUACAGUGACAUAGGGAGGGCUCUUGCAAGAGUUGCUUUGGACAGUGAAGAUGUUGAACUUGUUGCUAUCAAUGACCCCACAAUCACAGAUCAAUUGAGUUGUAUGUUUAGUGAUUCCAAAUGUGACUUUGAAGUGAAAAGCGAAAGCCGUAACCCCGGUAUUCUUUCCUUUGGUAAAAAGGAGGUCAAUUUCUUCGAGGAAAGUGAUCCUGGGGCUGUCCCUUGGUACAUGGCCAGUACCAAGCUUAUUGUGAAAAGUAGGAACUCUAGUCCGGAGGAAGAAGUUUCCUGCAGGGAGUUUGCUGCUGAGCACGGCCAAGAUUUGGACGUUAACCUCUCUGGUCCUCUUGAAGAGAUGCUCCACAGUUGCAACCCAUUCUGUACCACUCCAAACAGUUCGAGGUUCCCAAUUCUCUACAUCAGGCCCAUCACCCCAAUUCUCUACAUCAGGCCCAUCACCGCAAGUGAUGCUAAGGCUGUGAGCGAUUGUUUCCCCCUCUGGAGGGGCAAUCAAGCUGCCUCGGUCGUUCGGUUUCAGGGGGUAGAUGUGAUCUUUGCGCUGGGAGCGUAUGCAGACUACCAUCAAUUGCCGACUAGCACCUUGCCUAGUAUCAACAUGAAGCAGCUUGUGAGAUGGUGCUUGCAUAUGCUCAGCCAGACCCCUGCAGGACUUUGUAAUGUUGAGAUCAGCAAACCGUCAACAUACUUUUAGUCUAUAGCCUCCUGUACACAUGUAUGGUCACACGAUAAAACAUAGUCAGCUGGCCCUUGGAUAACUGCGAAUAUUCUCUUGUUCGCUGAAGCUAUAUCGCUAGAUGAAUAUAUGUCUGCAAAUAUUCUCAUUGUGACUUUGCAGUCUGUCAACCGUUUUGUAGUAGUAUAUAUAUACCUGCAACUUCUGUCGGUUCCGUGCGGGGCUGUUACCGAUGGCAUACAUGUUUUUGCUUGAAGUCAUCAGGCGCAAUGGUCGAGAUGUACAGGAUUGGAACAGUGGAAACAUAAAAGUUCAACCAUUUAUUUAUAUAGAGUUACUUGUGCGUUC
This is a messenger RNA of Lolium perenne, 2284 nucleotides long. RefSeq lists its product as uncharacterized. The record is from RefSeq and is a predicted model, not a curated record. Gene Ontology annotation, biological process: glycolytic process. Gene Ontology annotation, molecular function: NAD binding; glyceraldehyde-3-phosphate dehydrogenase (NAD+) (phosphorylating) activity. Gene Ontology annotation, cellular component: cytosol. NCBI's taxonomy places the organism in Eukaryota, Viridiplantae, Streptophyta, Magnoliopsida, Poales, Poaceae.